Molecule: messenger RNA, 1128 nt
Organism: Histoplasma mississippiense
Lineage: Eukaryota; Fungi; Ascomycota; Eurotiomycetes; Onygenales; Ajellomycetaceae
Exons: 2
Coding region: 1-1128 (375 amino acids)
Biological process (GO): mitotic cell cycle; positive regulation of transcription by RNA polymerase II
Cellular component (GO): nucleus
Molecular function (GO): RNA polymerase II cis-regulatory region sequence-specific DNA binding; DNA-binding transcription factor activity, RNA polymerase II-specific
Source: RefSeq, a predicted model, not a curated record
AUGGCUCCGGCUCAACGACGAGGGCCUUGGGUUCCUGAGAAGGAUCAGACUCUACUGCAGCUGUAUCGAUCGCCCAAGCAAUGCAGAGAAAGAUUUCACCAGAAUCUGAAACCAACACUGAACCAUGAGCCUAUUUCUGCUGAGGAAGGACUGAUGAUAGAGAGGAUGGUGCACGAGAUGGGAAAAAGAUGGGCGGAGAUUGCACGGAGAUUGGGGAACCGAAGCGAUAACGCCGUCAAGAACUGGUGGAAUGGGUCGAUGAACCGGAAACGGAGGGGAUUGGCGAUUCAGGCCAGAGAGAGGCUUUCGCCAUCCUCUCGCACAUUGAAUGGUCGAGUCGAACCUCCUUAUCAUCCCAUACAUCCAAUGUCGAUGUCCGGCCCGUGUGAUCGAAGCCAUUAUCAAGAGGCCAACUUUGGGGCUCAAAAACCGUCCUGGGUUUCUUCUCCUCAACGUGGACAGCAGCAACUCUCUGUCAGAUUACAGUAUCCUCAUGCCGACCCGAGAGAACGAAGGGGACCACACUCGCCGACAGAGUACGGAUAUGGAUCUCAGCUGGAAUGGUCGAGGCCAGAGGUUGACCAUCGAUCUCCAACUAGAAGCCAACGCCAUCUCAGCCCGAUAGUUACCUAUAUGCCUCCUAUGCAUACGGAAUCGGGCGCUAUGUUUUCUCCUUCUACGACCUCGGAGAGGUCACACUCGACCUCAGCCGGACCUCCCUCGAUGGUUUCCGACCACAAUUCGAUCUGCUCUGCAUCGCCUAGAACCGCUACAUCCCCUUCGCUAAACCCAAUCCCAGUUGAAAUUCUCCCAGGGCAAGACCUGCGGCGUAGAGGCAGUGCUCCAACCCUCCAAUCGCCUUCUAGCUCGGCAGGCCUUGACGAAAGUUACUACGAUUCGAAAAAUAUUGAAUGUUUUCCGGAACCUGCCGUUCUCCGCCAAUGGGGUCCAGAUAUCUCCACUGUGCAUUCGCAUUCUCAUGAACCUCAUCGACACCAGCAUUGGAAGCACGAACAUUCCAAUUCAGCCCCUCAUAACCAGUUUACUCCGGCCCUGGGGUCGCGAACUCAAGCUCCAUCACCACCACCUCGUGACUCAAGAAUGGGACUUCAGACAUUGCUAAAUUAA